Messenger RNA from Phyllopteryx taeniolatus (common seadragon), 1844 nucleotides. RefSeq names its product neuromedin U receptor 1a (gene nmur1a). NCBI's taxonomy places the organism in Eukaryota, Metazoa, Chordata, Actinopteri, Syngnathiformes, Syngnathidae. Gene Ontology annotation, cellular component: plasma membrane. The record is from RefSeq and is a predicted model, not a curated record. The transcript has 2 exons. Gene Ontology annotation, biological process: G protein-coupled receptor signaling pathway. Bases 9 to 1232 code for a protein of 407 amino acids. Gene Ontology annotation, molecular function: neuromedin U receptor activity.
UGAACAAGAUGACUCCUGACACGAAUGGCAGUGACAUGCAUCUGGAGAACACAAGUGAGACAUUGGACAAGUCUCUGGAGAAAUAUUUGGGACCCCGUCGCUCACCCAUGUUGCUUCCCAUCUGCAUCAUUUAUCUGAUCAUAUUUUUAGUGGGUGUGUUUGGCAAUGUGCUGACUUGCACUGUCAUCUCACGCAACAAAGUGAUGUGGACACCAACCAACUACUACCUGUUCAGCUUGGCCGUGUCAGACCUGCUGGUGCUACUGCUGGGCAUGCCACUGGAGCUGUACGAGCUGUGGCAGAACUACCCAUUCCUGUUUGGGAAGGGAGGUUGCUACUUUAAGAUUUUCCUAUUUGAGACCGUCUGCUUGGCAUCCAUCCUCAAUGUGACAGCACUGAGCGUGGAGCGCUACAUCGCCGUGGUGCACCCGCUACGUGCAAAAUACAUGGUGACGCGCACCCACGCCAAGCGGGUCAUCCUCACGGUUUGGGGUGUGUCAGUGUUGUGUGCUCUUCCCAACACAAGUCUGCAUGGGAUUUCCUACCUGAUCAGUAAUUCCUCCAGUCCAGACGGGCCACAGAAGGUGGAGAUCCCUGACUCGGCCAUAUGUACAGUGGUGAAGCCUCAGUGGACAUAUAACCUGAUCAUCCAAGUCACCACCUUACUAUUUUUCUUCCUACCCAUGCUUACCAUUAGUGUUCUGUACACGCUCAUUGGGCUGCAGCUCAAACAGGAGAGGAUGCACCAAGCGCUGGAAGCAAAGUCAAGCACCGUUCAGGACAGUUUCUGUAGCGCCCGCACUCAACAACAAAAAGCCAGACGACGGCAGGUCACCAAAAUGUUGUUUGUUUUAGUGGUGGUUUUUGGGAUCUGCUGGGCCCCAUUCCACACAGACCGCCUUGUGUGGAGUUUCAUCACUGAGUGGACUGACAGCUGUCGGCAAAUCUUCGAGUAUGUGCACAUUAUCUCUGGAGUGUUAUUCUACCUCAGCUCAGCAGUCAACCCAAUUCUCUACAACCUCAUGUCCACGCGUUUUCGAGAAAUGUUCAAGGAUGUGAUGUGCCAUCGGCCACACAAUGCCAUCCCGAGAAAAUAUUCUUUAAGUGUUACUCGAGUGACACUCCGCAGUACCUUAAAUGAAGCGCCGCUCAGUAUGGGAGCCAAUGUUGUGGAAGGCGAGGUAGAGGAUGGAGAGCGGGUGGCGAAAGAGGAGUCCACUCUCACAUGUUAAGUAUUGUGAUUUUGAAAAACAUUAUCUUUUUUCUGUCCUUCACAAUGAACACUGACUCAGCUUAAUAUCUUAAAUGACCACAUCUAUAGCAUGAAUUGUUCAAAAGCCAAAUUAUGAGGACAGAUUUAAAGGACGAUUGAAUUUUAUUAUCCGUGACUGUGCUUGUCCGAUUCUUGUAGUUAUUGUUUUGGAUAGUCUGUCUUCAAUAGCAUUUGUAUUUGUCCACAAUUUAUCUGUCAUAGACAUCCACAGAUACAGUAUACGCCUAUUCCAGACAUCUGUGUCUUUACAGUAAAAACAACCAACUGUGAAUGUCAUUUUUCUUUUUUUUUCACGGGCAAAAAAACAAACAAAAACAGUUUUACAGCAUUGUAUUUCAUAAAAACACAAAAUAAUGUCAUUAAACAGCACCAGACACACAGACCUGUUUUCACGGCCAUUCCUGUAUGUUGUAAAGAGAACCAGCAACAUACUCCAACAAAGGUCAAUGUCAUCAAAGCAUGGCAUGGACAUUUUACAUUGAAAUCAGCAUAAUUGAUAGUUUCAUGACAAAUUAAGACACCGACUUUUGACCUGGACACAUCAAUCAGACUCGGUCAUCUUCUAAAAACA